Pygocentrus nattereri (red-bellied piranha) is the source of this 8039-nucleotide messenger RNA. It is a transcript of the gene myo5b, whose product is annotated as myosin VB. The transcript has 40 exons. The record is from RefSeq and is a predicted model, not a curated record. NCBI's taxonomy places the organism in Eukaryota, Metazoa, Chordata, Actinopteri, Characiformes, Serrasalmidae. Gene Ontology annotation, cellular component: vesicle; actin cytoskeleton; myosin complex. Gene Ontology annotation, molecular function: actin filament binding; microfilament motor activity; ATP binding. The coding region runs from base 447 to 5993 and encodes 1848 amino acids. Gene Ontology annotation, biological process: vesicle transport along actin filament; actin filament organization.
GGAAACACAGCAACUUAAAUUAGCUCUGCUCUCUACUACUUUCCCCAAUCAUUUUAAUCGGUCCCUUUGAACUGUUUGUAAGGUCUAGAGACAAAACAUACUUGCUUUGUUCCAUACAGAGUAGUAGAAAAGGUGCAGGUGGUCAGAGGGAUUUCUGAACUUAUCAGACGUAAUGGAGAGAGAAAGACACCUGCCGUGAAGAGGAGGCAAGGGUCACUCAGCCAAGCGGCUAAGCGGGCUAGCGCGGUCUCACUAUCUCUCUCCGUGCGAGUUCAAAAGUACAAACCCGGGACUGUUAACCGCUACCAGGACGUAGGACUCAAGGAAUGGUGACGGGACAUGUUUUACCUGGAUUAUAAAACUUGAUGGAAAUCUUAUUUCCUUAAUUUUCAAGCGGCAAGGAAGCUAUAAACUCAGCGUGCUAAUGUUGUAGUUCUCCUGGGACCAUGUCAGUGAACGAGCUGUACACUAAGUACACUCGGGUUUGGAUCCCCGACCCAGAGGAGGUGUGGAAACCUGCUGAGAUUAUCAGAGACUACAAAGAGGGAGAAUCAGUCCUGCACCUCAAACUAGAAGAUGAAUCGACAUUAGAAUAUCCAAUUGGUCCCAAGGACAACCCUCUUCCAUUCCUUCGGAACCCUGAUAUUCUGGUGGGAGAAAAUGACCUUACAGCGCUCAGCUAUCUGCACGAACCUGCAGUGUUGCACAACCUCAGGGUCCGCUUCCUGGAGUCCAAUCACAUUUACACAUACUGUGGUAUUGUGCUGGUGGCGAUUAAUCCAUAUGAACAGCUGCAGAUCUAUGGAGAAGAGGUCAUCAAUGCCUACAGUGGGCAAAAUAUGGGGGACAUGGAUCCUCAUAUAUUUGCAGUGGCAGAAGAGGCCUAUAAACAGAUGGCCAGAGAUGAGAAGAACCAAUCGAUCAUUGUGAGUGGAGAGUCAGGAGCUGGGAAAACUGUGUCUGCAAAAUACGCCAUGCGCUACUUCGCCACUGUAGGAGGAUCAGCCAAUGACACAAAUGUAGAGGAGAAAGUGCUGGCUUCCAGUCCCAUUAUGGAGGCUAUCGGGAAUGCAAAGACGACACGCAAUGACAACAGCAGCCGCUUUGGGAAAUAUAUUCAGAUUGGCUUUGACAGGAGAUAUCACAUCAUUGGUGCCAACAUGCGGACAUAUUUGCUGGAGAAGUCCAGAGUAGUUUUUCAGGCUGAGGACGAGAGGAACUACCACAUCUUCUACCAGCUCUGUGCUUCAGCCUGCCUACCAGAGUUUAAAGAUCUAGCCCUGACCAGUGCAGAAGAUUUCACUUACACCUCUCUUGGUGAGAACAUCUUCAUUGAAGGAGUGAAUGAUGCUAAGGACUUGGAGAGAACAAGGGAAGCACUUUCACUGUUGGGUGUUAAAGAGAGCCAUCAGAUGAGUAUCUUCAAGAUAAUUGCCUCCAUCUUGCACCUUGGAAAUGUGGACAUUGUAUCUGAGAGAGAUGGAGAGUCUUGCCAUAUUUCUAGAAAUGACCCUCACCUGCAGCAUUAUUGCCAGUUGCUGGGUGUGGAGCUGGAGCAAAUGGAACACUGGCUUUGCCAUAGGAAGUUGGUUACCACAUCUGAGACCUAUGUGAAGAACAUGUCUCGUGCCCAGGCAGCUAAUGCUCGUGAUGCUCUGGCCAAACACAUUUAUGCCCAUCUCUUUGACUGGAUAGUAGAGCAUAUCAACAAGGCUCUGUACACCUCCUCCAAGCAGCACUCCUUCAUCGGCGUGCUGGACAUUUAUGGAUUUGAAACAUUUGAGAUCAACAGCUUUGAGCAGUUCUGCAUCAACUAUGCCAAUGAAAAACUUCAGCAGCAGUUUAACUCGCAUGUGUUUAAACUGGAGCAAGAGGAGUACAUGAAGGAGCAGAUCCCAUGGACACUCAUUGACUUUUAUGACAACCAACCCUGCAUUGACCUCAUAGAGGCCAAGCUUGGUAUCCUGGACCUGCUAGAUGAGGAGUGCAAGGUUCCUAAAGGAACAGAUCAGAACUGGGCUCAGAAGCUUUACAGCAAACACCUGAGCAGCCAGCACUUUGAGAAGCCACGGAUGUCCAACAGCUCCUUCAUUGUUGUCCACUUUGCGGAUAAGGUUGAGUAUCAGUGCGAUGGCUUCCUGGAGAAGAAUAGAGACACUGUGUAUGAGGAGCAGAUCAACAUCCUUAAGGCCAGCAAGUUUCAGCUAGUGGCAGAUCUCUUCCAGGAUAGAAAAGAGGUUCCAGCUCCACCCUCAUCUGGAAAGAGUAACAGAAUCAACAUCCGUCCUGCUAAGCCCAUCAUCAAAGGCCACAACCGUGAGCACCGCAAAACUGUGGGCCACCAGUUUCGGAAUUCCUUACAUCUUCUGAUGGAGACUCUCAAUGCUACUACCCCUCAUUAUGUGCGCUGCAUUAAACCCAAUGAUGACAAAGAGGCCUUUAUGUUUGAUUCCAGAAGAGCUGUCCAACAACUACGAGCAUGUGGAGUUCUGGAGACCAUCCGCAUCAGUGCUGCAGGAUAUCCAUCCAGGUGGACAUAUUCAGAUUUCUAUAACAGAUAUCGGGUGCUCAUGAAGAAGAAAGACAUGACUAUUGGUGAUAAGAAACAAGUCUGCAGAAAUCUGCUAGAGACCUUGAUCAAGGAUCCAGACAAGUUCCAGUUUGGAAAGACUAAGAUCUUCUUCAGAGCAGGCCAGGUAGCGUACCUGGAAAAGCUAAGGGCAGACAAGUUCCGCUUUGCUUGCAUUAAGAUUCAGAAAACCGUGCGGGGAUGGCUGCAGAGGACACGUUACCUCAAGAUCCGCAAGUCUGCCAUCACACUACAGAGAUAUGGACGUGGGUACUUGGCACGCAGGUAUGCUGAGUACUUGCGACUCACCAGAGCAGCCCUUAUCUGUCAGAAGCAGUACCGGAUGGUACGGGUACGGCAUGCGUAUCUGACUGUUCGUAAGGCUGUCAUCACUAUCCAGGCCUUCACCCGGGGCAUGUUCACACGAAGGCUAUACCAGGAGUUCCUUCUCCACCACAAAGCAAUUAUCAUCCAGAAAACAGUACGCGGAUGGCUGGAGAGAAAGAAGUUCCUCCGUGCCCGGAAUGCUGCAAUCGUCAUCCAGUGUGCCUACCGCCGUGUCCUCGCUAAGCGGCAGUUCAAACAGCUUAAAAUCGAAGCUCGCUCAGCGGAGCACUUAAAGAAACUCAACACUGGCAUGGAGAACAAGAUUGUCCAGCUUCAGAGAAAGAUGGAUGAUCAGACAAAAGAGUACAAGACUCAGAAUGAGCAGUUGUCUGUCACCAACAUUUCUUUGGGCACGGAAGUCAACAAGCUGCAAAAAGAGCUGGAGACCCUCCGCAGUCGUCAAGGAGACAACACUCAGGUGACCUCGUUGCAGGAGGAGCUUGAGAAGCUGAGGGCGGCGCUUCAGGAAGCUCACACCCAAAGGAAGAAGCUUGAAGAGGAGCACAGCAGUGAGAAGCUUGAUCUGGAGCAGAGAGUGAAGGAGCUGGAGAAGGAAAACUCAAUGCUAAAGGCCGAGAAAGAGGAAAUGAAUCAGAGAAUCCGCCACUCUCAAGGUUCUGAAGGUCAGGAGAACAGUGUGUCUCAGAAAGAAGUCCGUCUGCAGACUGAGCUUGAUGAAGAGAGGCUGCGCUAUCAGAACCUCCUGAAAGAGUUUUCCAGACUGGAGCAGAGAUAUGACAACCUGCAAGAGGAGAUUGCUUACAACAAGUUUGCACCAGGUCAUCGGAGGAACCCCUCUGAACAGAGCAGCAUAGGCUCUGAAUCACCCUUCCCCUCCAUUACCAUGUCAGAGGUGGGAGACACUGAAGACACCAUUCAGCAGAUAGAGGAGAUGGGCCUGGGGAACGCUGCCAUGGACCUGAGUGUGUUUAUGAAGCUGCAGAAGCGAGUGCGAGAGCUGGAACAGGAGAGGAAGAGACUUCAGACCAACCUGGAGAAGAUGGAGGAGCUGAGCAAGCGCAAACCGAUUGAUCCGAAGAGCUCCACGUCAGAGGAGGACACAAACACAGAUCUGGCCUACAACUGUCUCAAGAGGCAGGAGCUUGAGUCUGAGAACAAGAAGUUGAAGAAUGAUUUGAACGAACUUCGAAAGGCAUUAGCCGAUAGGGCCUCCGAGAGCUGUUCCUCCAAUGAACUGCAAGAGAGCUACAACCUGCUGCUCAGUCAACUCAAAGCGGCCAAUGAGGAGCUGGAUGUACGCAAGGAGGAGGUGCUUAUGCUGAAAACCCAGAUUGUCAGCACUAAAAAGCCAAAAGAAGACACCAAUCACAUUGAUGCCAAUGAUGUCACAGAUUGGGCUAACAACAAAAAGCCGAUAGACAAGGAGGAGGCUCUGCAGGCAUACCAGGGACUCAGCGAGUCCAAGAGCAGUAAAACACAGGACUGGGGUUAUUUGAAUGAAGAUGGAGAGCUUGGCCUGGCCUAUCAGGGGCUAAAGCAAGUAGCCAGGCUGCUGGAGGCACAGCUGCAGUCCCAGUCACGAAAGCACCAGGAUGAACUGGAGGCUCUGCACACACAGAUUGAGGUGCUGAAGGAAGACUUGGAGAAGAAGCAGGAGAUGCUGAAUCACUUCAGCACCCUCCCGCCGGAGGCCCUGGUGGAGUUUAGCGUCCAGCAGGAGAUCACUCGCCUCACCAAUGAGAACCUGGAUCUCAAAGAGAUCAUGGAGAAGCUGGAGAAGAAUGAGAGGAAGCUCAAAAAGCAGCUCAGGAUCUACAUCAAAAAAGUUCAGGAGCUUGAAUUGGCCCAGGCAGCAGCCCUGCAGGCUAACAGGGCCAGGCCAGAGCUGACCCGCCAGGUCACAGUGCAGAGGAAAGAGAAAGACUUUGAGGGCAUGUUUGAGUACUACAAAGAGGACGAAGCCUUGCUUAUAAAGGCUCUUGUCACUGACAUGAAGCCCCAUGUUGUGUCAGCCACGGUCCCUUGUCUCCCAGCCUACAUCCUCUUCAUGUGCAUCCGUCAUGCUGACUACAUCAAUGAUGACCAGAAAGUGCACUCCCUGCUUACCUCGUCCAUUAAUGCUGUUAAGAAAGUUCUCAAGAAAAACAAUGAUGAAUUUGAAAUGGCCUCUUUCUGGUUGGCUAACACUAGUCGACUCCUGCACUGUCUGAAGCAAUACAGUGGAGACGAGGCAUUCAUGACCCAGAACACAGCCAAACAGAAUGAACACUGCAUGAAGAACUUUGACCUUGCAGAAUACCGGCAAGUUUUGAGUGAUCUGUCCAUCCAGAUCUACCAGCAGCUCAUUAAAAUAGCCGAGGCCAUUCUUCAGCCCAUGAUUGUGUCUGCUAUGUUGGAGAGUGGAAGCCUCACAGGGGUAAAGCCCAUGGGCUAUAGGCACCGUUCUUCCAGUAUGGACUGUGAAACAGGGGGCCCAGGAGGCUACACCUUAGAGGCUCUGAUCAGACAGCUGAGCCAGUUCUACACCAUCAUGGGAGAGCACGGGUUGGACCCAGAGAUCGGCCAGCAGGUCAUCCGCCAGCUUUUCUACAGCAUCAACGCCGUCACACUCAACAACCUACUGCUGCGCAAAGACGUCUGCUCCUGGAGCACUGGCAUGCAGCUCAGGUACAACAUAAGUCAGAUGGAGGAGUGGCUACGAGGGAGGAACUUGAACCAGAGUGGAGCAGUGGCCACCAUCGAGCCCCUUAUCCAGGCUGCUCAGCUGCUGCAGCUUAGGAAGAAGACUUCUCAGGAUGCUGAGGCUAUCUGCAAUACGUGCAGUGUGCUUAGCACACAACAGAUUGUAAAGAUCCUCAAUCUUUACACCCCCCUCAACGAAUUUGAGGAGAGAGUCACUGUGUCUUUCAUUAGAGACAUACAGAAUCGUCUCCAAGGCAGAAUAGAAAACAACCAGCUCCUGGUGGACACAAAGCACACAUUCCCAGUGCUGUUCCCCUACACUCCUUCAGCCCUGAGUCUGGAGACCAUCCACAUCCCUGCCUCUCUCAACCUGGACUUCCUUAUACGAGUCUGACCUCUCAGUCUGUUUCUCUUGUACUCUCUCAAAGACCCCGCUGAAGCAGACCUGCAGGGGAGUACCCCCUAGCACAGCCCCACCAACCAGCAUACAAAACCCCAUAGUUGGCAGGGAUCCAUCAGCAGCCAGUGAGUCUUUCUGGCAGACUAAUUUCUGUGUUUUGGCACUUUCUGUUCUAUUUGAUGUUAAGAAGAAAAUCAUAAUGUGUGCAAAGAAGGAGAUCAGGGUGUAGCUUGGGAGAUUCUAUAAUACUGAAACGAACUGAGCUUCAGUUUAGCCCUAACAGAUCUAACAGUUUUUGUUUUCUACAUCUGUUCAUUCUUUCUUUGCAGCUAAUGAUUAAAAAGGCUGCCCCAGUCUCUGUACUGGUGCAGGGACGUAUUCUCAUACUUUUUAGUCCACUUUACAAACAUUCACAUCUUUUAUAAGGUUUUCUUACAUGUGGCUGAACAGCUAGCAGAUCUAGUCUCUCAGCUGCUGCCAACUAAAGCAGGAGAAACCCCUGCAUUGCAGUGGCUGCUGUCCGUGACUCACUCUGUCCAAGUGAAGCCCACUCUUUCUCUUUUUUCCUGCCUGGAAGAGUGCUGUGCCUGCAGCCAAUCCUUUUCUUUGAGAAGUCCAGGCAGCACUUGAGCAGGCUUGCAGAGAGAGGCUUUGCUGGCCUGAAACUUAUGUCACAGCGUUAGCGUCCUGUGCUGUACAGCUCUCCUAAUACACAAAUCAGUCAGGAGAGAGAUGAACAGGAGAGCAGCAAAUCAAAGUUGAACGGUGGAGCAGAGAAGUGAGGUGCUGUAAGAGAGAGGAGGUACGUGAGCUGAGAUACCGAAUUCUCCGUUCAGAAUAAGGGAAUGGUAAAUAUUUUACACUGAGAACUAAAGGGGGAAAUUUGUAUGUGUUGAAGUGAAAGGAAUUUGGAAGUGGGGUGCAAGAAUGUGAGGAGGCAUUACAGUUAGUAUACUGAGGAAGGAAUAAUAACAGAAGAGAGGACCUACAAAAAAAAGUGUCUGUCUUUUUUUGUCACGUCAUGUUGAUUUACAGAUUAAGGAAAGUUAUACAUGCAAUCCCAGAGCAAUAACUGCAAAACACUGUUUUCUAUCUAAGAAUAUUUUACAAUUUCUGUUGUUAAUCUUCAUUAAUACAUCUGUAAUAUGUCAACAUGAAAGGCCAGGCUAUUGGUUUGAAAUACAGCUUCCUUCUCUAAUUGUGUGUAUCUGUUAUAUGACAUCAAUGCACUGUUUUGCCUACUGUAAGGCAGCAGUGAGUUUCGAACUAGAGAGGGAAGGCUUUCUACUCUCUCAGAUUCAGAACUCUCGUUCAUACAUCAUUACCAAUAAUGAAUGGCUCUGUGGGUCUCUGUUAGCUUUAUUACACUUUUCAAUGCCAAUAAAAAAGACCAUUGUGGAGUUUCUUUCAGUGUUGUGUUCAUAUGUGGAAAAAUAUACAAUGAAUAUAUUUACAUUGUGAAUGUUUCCUUUUUUUGUAAUCCUUGGAUGACAAACGCUUUUACAGCAGAUUCUCUCUUUUUGUGUAUUUAUAAGCUUACACAAUGUCAUGUUUUAAACAAGGUUUCAUUUGAAGAUUUUGGGAUUUUGUACUGCCCUCUGCUGCCUGUUCAGAGCUCCACAGCUCUCUGAUAAAUAACAGGAGUAGAAGUGCUGAUCUAUAGUCAGGUUCAUUUCUUAUUUACAAUGACGUUACUUACAGAAACAGAUCUUACAUCAGCACUCCUACUCGGAGAUGCUUCAUGAGACAGGCUCCAAUCAGCUGUCAGAAACAUCCCAAUGCCUCUUUUUUCAUGAAACUAUGAAAGCUGCUUAACUGCCUACACAUAUAUUUAAUACAGAUCAUACCACAAAGAUUUGCAGUUUGUAUUUUACUUGCGUGUGCCAUAGGAAUUCGCCAUUCCAUUCCUCCCCACUCUGUUGUGUACAGUAGCAGUUACAGCAUUAUCUGUCUUUUUUUCCAUCAGCUAGAGGGCAGUAAUGGUUCUGAACUGAACAUCUCUGUCAAAACUCUUCAAAACAUUAAAGUCAACAGCUUUUA